Eimeria tenella is the source of this 1932-nucleotide messenger RNA. Its product is annotated as arginyl-tRNA synthetase, putative. Gene Ontology annotation, biological process: arginyl-tRNA aminoacylation. The record is from RefSeq and is a predicted model, not a curated record. Lineage: Eukaryota; Apicomplexa; Conoidasida; Eucoccidiorida; Eimeriidae. The transcript is spliced from 11 exons. The coding region runs from base 1 to 1932 and encodes 643 amino acids. Gene Ontology annotation, molecular function: arginine-tRNA ligase activity; ATP binding; ATP hydrolysis activity.
AUGGCUCCCGGAAAGAAGCAGCAGGAGGGCCACGAGGAUCCGAGUCGUUUGCGAAUUGCAAUUGUCAACGGCGAUAAAUGCAAACCCAAAAAGUGCCGCCAAGAAUGCAAAAAAAGCUGCCCCGUCGUCCGCACAGGGAAAUUUUGCAUCGAGGUGGAGAGCAGCAGCAAGGUGGCGCUCAUCUCCGAGCCGCUGUGCAUAGGCUGCGGCAUUUGCGUCAAAAAGUGUCCCUUUUCUGCAAUUCAAAUAAUCAACUUGCCCCGCGACUUGGGCGCGGAGGUGGCCCACAGAUACGGGCCCAACCAGUUCAAGCUCCACCGCCUCCCCGUGCCGCGUCCCGGCCAGGUGUUGGGACUUGUGGGCACAAACGGCACGGGAAAAUCGACGGCCCUCAAAAUCCUCUCCGCCAAACUCAAACCCAACUUAGGUCGCUACGCAAACCCUCCGGAGUGGCGGGAAAUAGUUGCAGCUUACAGAGGGUCUGAGUUGCAAAAUUAUUUCACGAAAAUAAUUGAAGAGAAUUUAAAAGCUGUUGUCAAACCCCAAUACGUGGACUUGAUCCCCAAACAGGAGCACCCGAACUGCGCAGUGGAAACCCCUCAAAUUGGAGAUCUGCAGCUGCUUUAUAGAGCAGCAAAAAGCAAAUUUGAUGCAGCAGAAGAUUUCAAACAAAGAGCUCGAGAAGCUGUUGUUCGACUCCAGGCUGGAGAUCCUUUGGCGCGUCGAUUGUGGAGUUCAAUUUGCGAAGUGAGCCGCUGCGAAUUUGAGAAGGUUUACAGUCGGCUGGAUGUACACCUGAGAGAAAUGGGAGAGUCGGCUUACAACGAAAUGCUUCCUUCAGUUAUUCAAGAGUUGAAAGACAAAAACUUGCUGCAGGAGAGCGACGGAGCUUUGUGUCUCUUCACGGCAGCAAAUCCUGUGCCGCUAAUGGCUGUAAAAAGAGAUGGGGGUUAUGGCUAUGAUUCUACAGACUUAGCUGCCAUUCGACACAGGCUGGUAACUUGCAAGAAUGACUGGCUCAUCUACGUUACCGAUAUGGGCCAAGAAGAGCACUUCAUGAAACUCUUCGAGGCCGCCAAAAUGGCAGGUUGGUACUCCCCGGGCGCGCAGCGCUGCUGCUUCGCGGGUUUCGGAGUGGUUCAGGGUUUUGAUGGAAAGAAAUUCAAAACCCGAAGUGGCGAAGUUGUGCGACUUGUCGAUUUGCUCGACGAGGCGGUUUCCAGGGCCAAGGAGGAGCUGCAGCGCCGCGCCGCAGAGGAGCAGGCAGAAGCAGCAGCAGACGAGGCUGCUGCUGCUGCUGCUGCUGCUGCUGAUCUGGAUAAGAGGGCGCAGGUUCUGGGGUAUUCGGCAGUGAAGUAUUUCGACUUGAAGCAAAACAGAACCACCGAUUACCAGUUUUCUUACGACCGCAUGCUGGACUCGCGGGGUGCUUUAAAAAUCAAGGAGGCCAGCGAGCGGCAGCUGGCCUUUUUGCUGCUGCAGUUUCCUGAUGUUGUCUUUGGCAUUUUGGAUGACCUGCUGCUGCACAGGCAAGCAGUUGCAGCAGCAUCAGCAGCAGUGGCAGCAGCAGCAGCAAAAGCAGCAGCAAGUGUAGCUGCAGCGGCAGCAGUAGCACUAGAAAUAACUGGUGCAGCUCUGCCCGCAGCAGCACAGCUUCAGCAGCAUCGCCUCAGCCACCGCAGCAGCAGCAGCAGCAGCAGCAGCAGCAGCAGCAGCAGCAAGUGUGGGAUCGCGUUGCGUGUGGGUGUCUGCAGGUUGGCGGAGUUUGUGUACAAAACGACUUGUUUGUUUUCGGACUUUUAUAUGAAUUUAAAAGUUUUGGAUUCUGAAGAAGAGACGCAGCAAAGUCGUUUGCUGCUGUGCGAAGCCACGCGGAAAGUGCUGGAAACUGCUUUCUUUAUUCUUGGGAUUACCCCGCUGCAGCGGAUCUAA